Molecule: messenger RNA, 759 nt
Organism: Ostreobium quekettii
Lineage: Eukaryota; Viridiplantae; Chlorophyta; Ulvophyceae; Bryopsidales; Ostreobiaceae
Source: the annotation of a GenBank genome assembly
AUGUUAUGCCAGCGCAAACCGACGUCCUUUUGUGUUUCGUUAGAUGUACACGGAACAACGACCCCGUUCAAGAUAAGCAAAAAAUGCUCGAAGAACUUCCGGUGGAUGGUCAACGUCGCUGACCCUCUGACGCAGAACCACCUCUGCUCCGGCGUCCUUGUGAAGCCUGACCUCGUCAUGACCACCGCGACGGGAUUGCAUCAGCUGCAGAGCGGUGCGCAUCCUAAGGUCAUUAUAGGAACUAACGACAUAAACGGAGAGGGUGGAGACAAGCCAGAGAUCCUGGACACCCAAAAGAUCAUCGUGCACCCCCGCUUCAACGGUGCCGCAACGUCUGGGCCGGAUUUGGCGCUGCUUCAGCUGUCGCAGAAUUCCCACAACUCGCCCCUGGAAACAUGGUCGUCAAUGAGCGGCUGCAGAAAUGGUCCCCUCAGCUUCGUCGGAUGGUUCAUAUCGCGACGGGGAGGGGCCCCAGAGACCACGCUGAGCUGUGUGCCCAACAUGAAGGUCGUGGAACAUGGCCAGUGCGCGGAGGUUCUCAAGGGGCUGCAUGAAGGAUCUGUGUGCUGCGGGAACAGCGGAACCGGAAAUCCAGUGUUUGACAACGGUGGACCUCUCCUUUGCGGGGAAAACAAACUAGUGGGCCUGGCCUCGAAGACGGAGCUGAUCGGCGGCCAACACUACCCGACAUCUUUUGUGGAGGUCAGCGAGUUCAAGAACUGGAUUGAAUCCCGCGGUGAGAUGAAAGAUGAGCUGUGA